AUGACCUCCGGCGACCUGGGCGGGCUCAUGGAGGCCGUGCCGGCGAGGGACUGGGCCGAUGGCCUGGGCACGGACGCGCUCCUGGGGAUCCUCCACCGGCUGGACCACGUCGACGUCCUGACGGCCGCCGACCACGUGUGCCGCUCGUGGCGCCGCGCCGCGCGGGAGGAGCCCGCGCUGUGGCGCCGGAUCACCAUGCGCGGGCGCGAGGGGAUCUCGCGCAGGCUCAACCGCGGCGGCCUGGCCUGCGAGGCCGUCCGGCGCAGCGCGGGGCGGUGCGAGGCCUUCUGCGGGGAGUACGCCGGCGACGACGGCUUCCUUGUCUACCUCAGCGAGCAGGCCCCUUGUUUAAAGAGCCUUCGCCUCAUUUCUUGCAAUGGUGUCACAAACGAAGGGGUUGCUGAGGCCGCGAAGGGGCUCCCUCUGCUUGAGGAGCUUGAGCUUUCUCUAUGUGACAAUGUAGGUGGUUCUGAAGUGUUUGAGGUUGUUGGCGAAGUAUGCCCACAGCUGAAGCAAUUCAGACUGAAUAAAAAACGUUUUGAUGUUACAGUGUGGGUAAAAGAAAAUUAUGUCCAAGGGAUUGCAACUAUGCAUGGGCUACGAACCUUGCAGCUUUUCAGCAACAUUCUCACAAAUACGGGUCUAGAAACCAUCUUGGACAACUGUCCCCAUCUGGAGUCCCUUGACAUACGCCACUGCUUCAACGUCGGCAUGGACGAGACUCUGCUUCUAAAGUGUGCCAGGAUUAAGACGCUGAGGCUUCCGGAUGACCCGACUGAUGACUAUGACCUCGAGGUUCAAAGCCCUAUCAGGACAUAUGUUCCUCGAGAAGAAUACAUGUGUUAUUCUGAUUGCUGUUAUAACCGCUAUGAGGACUCAGAGGACUCCGGGGAUGACUCAGAUUUUUAUGGUGAGCCCUCCCGCUACGAGAGUGACCUUGACAAGUAUGAGAAGAUGCUUCCGUUGAGCAUGCGCACGUUCCUGAGAUGAAGACCAUCUGCAGCCUGAAUUCCAUGGAACCGCCCUGAUGCUGCAUGGUGGAAUCUGUUUCAGCUUGAAUCUCUGCUCUCAUGUUCGUCAGGUGAAUUGGUCCUAUGAUCCAAAAUUUAGCUCACAAUGAGGUGAUGAAUAAUUCUCAUGUAAACAUUGCUGUGUCCUCUGUUCUGAAGUGAGCUCCGUCUGAAUGUUGUGAAAUAAGUACCAGUUUCUAGGUUAUUUGUCGAAAACAUCUGAACUUGUGUGUUGUGGCUUGUUCCUGUCGCCUGCAUGGUGUGCAGUACACGACUGUAUUCCUUGGAGAACGCUUUAUUAAUUUUC
This is a messenger RNA of Panicum hallii, 1317 nucleotides long. RefSeq names its product putative F-box/LRR-repeat protein 23. The record is from RefSeq and is a predicted model, not a curated record. NCBI's taxonomy places the organism in Eukaryota, Viridiplantae, Streptophyta, Magnoliopsida, Poales, Poaceae. The transcript has 3 exons. Gene Ontology annotation, molecular function: protein binding. The coding region runs from base 1 to 990 and encodes 329 amino acids.